Oryza sativa Japonica Group (Japanese rice) is the source of this 1144-nucleotide messenger RNA. RefSeq lists its product as uncharacterized. NCBI's taxonomy places the organism in Eukaryota, Viridiplantae, Streptophyta, Magnoliopsida, Poales, Poaceae. The record is from RefSeq and is a predicted model, not a curated record. Gene Ontology annotation, biological process: transcription initiation at RNA polymerase II promoter. Gene Ontology annotation, molecular function: TFIIH-class transcription factor complex binding. Gene Ontology annotation, cellular component: transcription factor TFIIE complex.
GGGCGAAUCGUACGUCGGUUUCGCCCCCCACCGCUCGCCGAUCAAAUCCUAGGCUUGCGUGAGAAUCGCCGCCGGCGAGGCCUCCGCGGCCGAGAGGGGAGGCCCCACCCUUCCGCUCCGCCGCCGGCAUCUUGCCGAAGGAAGCGUCCGUGCAGCCGGGUCUGCUCCGCCGUCGCGGAUACAAUGGCUCUUCAUGAGCGGCUGAACAAAUUUAGACAGCAGCAGGAGAGGUGCCAGACAACUCUAUCCAGUAUUGCUGCAAACCAAGCUUCAACUCCAAGAUCAAAUAUCACUCGAUGGGUUCAACCAACAAAUGGUCCAUCCACUCCAGCAAAACCACCACAGCGUAAAUUCUCAGAUGAUACAGAGAGGUUGCAGCGCAUCAAUUCAGUUAGGAAGUCUCCUGCUGCAGCACAGAUCAAAAUAGUAAUUGAAUUGCUUGAAAAGACAAGACAGGCUUUAACUGCAGAUCAAAUAAAUGAAGCAACUUAUGUUCAUAUUCAUGGCAACAAGGAGGUCUUUGACAGGUUGAAGAAUAAUCCGAAAGUACACUUUGUCGGCAACCUUUUCUCUUACAAGUCCAAGUAUGGUGUGAACGGAAAAGAUAAACUAUUAUCGUUGAUUAGAAAGUUUCCUGACGGUCUUGCUGUCGCGGAGAUCAAGGAUGCUUAUCUAGCUGUAUUGGAAGAUCUUAAGGCUCUCAAAGCCUCAGGCGUCGUCUGCUUGGUGGCGUCCACCACAAAAUCCGACGAAGGCGUCGUGUACCCCGAAAUUGAUCCAAUGUCGAAAAUCAAGUUCGACGAUGACUUGAAGGAGCUGGCCCGUUCGAUAUUGCUGCCACGGGACAUGCUGGACAUUGAGAAGGAGCUCCAGAAGAAUGGCCAACCAACAAGGACUAACGCAGCCAAGAGGCGAGCAGAUGCCCAGAUCCUUUUAUAUCCACCAAAGCCCAACAAGUCCAAGAAAAAGCCGCGUGGGCUCACGAGCAGGACGAAGCUCACUAACGCACAUCUGCCUGGACUUUUUUUGGGUUUUAGAUUUUUUUUUUAAUAUUUACAGAAAUAAUCUAUCGACCAAAAAAAAUUGCAGAAAUAGCCCCUGCCGCCCACCUCUGGGGCGGCAAGCAGACGUGGCAAACGGGGGA